This is a messenger RNA of Rhea pennata, 3393 nucleotides long. RefSeq names its product GEM interacting protein (gene GMIP). The transcript has 22 exons. The coding region runs from base 1 to 3216 and encodes 1071 amino acids. Gene Ontology annotation, cellular component: plasma membrane. Gene Ontology annotation, biological process: signal transduction; negative regulation of GTPase activity; activation of GTPase activity. Gene Ontology annotation, molecular function: GTPase activator activity. The record is from RefSeq and is a predicted model, not a curated record. NCBI's taxonomy places the organism in Eukaryota, Metazoa, Chordata, Aves, Rheiformes, Rheidae.
AUGGGCAGUUUCCAGAUCCACCUCACCACUGCAGGGGAAGUUAUUUCAGGCCCUGCUGAAGCCAAACUGGCAGAUUUAUUGCAAGCUAUCUCUUCCUUCCGGAACACAUAUCCUGCUUUAACUGGAGAUGCCAUUCAGCCUGCUGUAGCAGCCCUUAUCAUCACUAUCAAUGGUCUUGACAGCCAAGAGAGAGUACCUGAAAAUAAGAAGCGGUACAGUGAGAUUUUCCGGAGUCUGGAUGCCAUAGAAAUCUCAAUUGGAAAUGCGACAGUUGAUAUGUUCAUUGGUGAUUUGGAUAGCACUGACAACAUAGACUUGACCCCAGAAAGAGAGAUCGUUCCGCUGAGUGAAAGUUUCUGCAAGAGUAAAAACAGUUCAGAGAAGCAAGUGCAGACAGACAUAACAGUUGAGGAGGCAGAUGAAAUGUUGAUAAAAUGUGAAGGUGGCAUUGAUGCAGCACUUGAAUAUGCCAAAAUGUGGUGUAAAUAUGUCAAAGAGCUUCUUAGCUGGAUUGAAAAACGUCUGAAUUAUGAAACAGAUUUUGCCAAAGGGAUUGUGAAGAUAGCAGAAUCAGGAAGAAAUGCAAUUAUCCAUCAGUCCAACAUGCCUCUUCGGGCACUCUACACAAAGGUCCUGGAACAUGACAUUAUGAUUGGAAACUCAGCUAAUGAGGCUGCAGGAUUGCUUCAACAGAAAGAAUUCUAUCAGCCUCUGUCAGCCAAGAAGAACGAAAUUGAGAAGUGGAGGAAAGAAUUCAAAGAUCAGUGGAUAAAGGAGCAAAAGCGAAUGAAUGAAUCCCUGUCCUCCCUGCGCAAGUCCCGUCUGCAAUAUAUACAGCGCUGUGAGGAGCUGGAGAAAGCAAAGCACUUGAGUGCCAAGGCAGAGGAUGAAUACCAGAGUACAGCGGUCACUCAUCCUGGCAGUGCCAACAAGCAGCUGGAGAAACGCCGCCGGUCUUGCGAGGAGGCACAAGCAAAGGUUCAAGAAACAGAAGCUUUGUACAAGACGUGCAUCAGUGAUGCCAACUUCCGCCGACAAGAGCUGGAGAAAGUGCGGGCACGGAUUAUCUCCCAUAUUCGGAAACUCAUUUACCAAGGAGAUGAGGUGCUGACAUGGGUCACAUUAAGGAUGUUCAAGCAGCGGCAGAUUCAGUCUGAGCAGAUUCCAGCGCAUUACCAGCAUCUGACUGAGGUCUGCAGACCAUACAAAGUGGGCGAAAAAUACCUGGAAUUCAUUCAGACUCUGCAGAAGAAAGAAGUCCAUAUAGAGGUGUUUGAAUUUGAGCCACUUGCUUCUGGGGGGCAGAGGUCCCCACCGGCUGGCAAAAAAAAGACGACGUUGCAUUAUACAGGAGCCCCUUCUGCAGCAAAGGAUGUGAGCACUCCAGAAGAUACAUCAAGAAAGCAGUUCUCCCCAAAUGGUGAACAGAGUAUAAGCAAGUCCCUCUGCAGUGACACGGAAAGUCUUGGUGGGAGCUGUGAAUCACGAUCUAUGGACUCUCCCAGUUCCAGCCCAGGAAACUCUAACAGGAAAUUGCUAAAAGCUCCAUCCACUGGCACCAUGUCCUCCUCCGAUGAUUUUGAAGAGAGAGAUUCAUUGCAAACUUUUGAAAAUGAAAAUGGAACAUCCCAGCAGCAGUUUAAGAACAUCCUUCUCUCCAGUGCAGCACAGACCCACCGGCUCAGAAAGCUCUGGGGGGCAUCUAAAUGCAGGGAAUGUGACACUUUCAUGGUCAAUGGCUUUGAGUGUGAGGAGUGCUACCUGGCCUGCCACAAGAAGUGUCUAGAGAACCUGUUGAUCACCUGUGGCCACAAGAAGUUGCCUAACCGAGCACCUCUUUUUGGCAUUGACUUCACGCAAGUCCCUCGAGAUUUCCCAGAGGAAGUUCCCUUCAUAGUGGUGAAAUGCACCUCAGAAAUUGAAACUCGUGCCCUUGGAGUGCAGGGGAUCUAUCGGAUAAGCGGAUCGAAGGCCCGGGUGGAAAAGCUGUGCCAGGCCUUUGAAAAUGGAAGGAGCCUGGUGGAACUCUCCGAGCACUCCCCCCAUGAUAUCACCGGGGUCCUGAAGCAUUUUCUGAAGGAACUUUCAGGACCUGUGCUGCUAUACCAGCUCUAUGAUGAUCUCAUUGCUCUUGCCAAAGAUUUGCAAAAACUCAACGAAGAAAAGAGAGACUGUGCAGGCUUCCCUUCAGACCCCAUCCAGUGCAUGAAGGAUUUGCUGAGCAAAUUACCCGGAAGCAACUACAACACCCUGCGGCAUCUCAUUGCACACUUGUACAGGGUGGCAGAGAAAUACGAAGAGAACAAGAUGUCCCCAAACAACUUGGGCAUAAUAUUUGGGCCAACUCUGAUCCGGCCAUGCUCAGGAAGCGAUGUCUCAAUGUCGUGCCUUGUUGACUCUGGGUAUCAAGCCCAGAUUGUGGAGUUUCUCAUUCAGAACUACGAAAGGGUGUUUGGGAUGGAUGACCUGCCUUCAUCCCUGUCCCUUGGAUGUGAAAAUCCUUUGCAAGAAGCAUCGACAGAGAAGGAUGAAGGACAUCAGAACCCAGACAAAGUCCAGAAUAUAACUCUAGAGAAUUUCUCCUCCAAACAUCAUUUAAAUGUGGACUAUGUGUCUGAUAACUCGUCUUCCAGGGAAGCCAUCAAUGAGCUGACUCUGGAGAGAGCCCACAGUCCAUUAAACACGGAUGCUCUAGAGAUGGAUAGAAGUAUUGACUCUGAGCUGGAGGACCCGGAGGACUCUGUGCAGGAAAAGACAGACAGUGAUUUGGACAUGGUCGUAGGGACCCAGCCCAGAGGCCAUUUCAGCCGUCAGCCAGUAAAAUAUAUUCGAACACAGGCAAAAAUGAGACCAGUCAUUCCCAAGUCUUCCAGUUUGCCUUUGAGAACUACUACUUUAUGCAGCAUGGCAAUGGAGUUUGGUGCAGAAGGCAACCCUAAUGACAGCAGCUCCACAACAAAGGACAACCUGGAGGAGAGCAGUAGGAGUAGGAACAGCUCACCAGACAUGAGCACACUCAAGUGUCACCCAGGUGGGAAACAGCAACUCAAACAUUUUGAGAUCACACAGGAAACUGCCAGGAUUGUCUCCAAGUUUAAAGUUGAAGACACUUCAACGUCCUCUGAGCUGUCUCUGGAGAGCACAGAGUCUACUGAGAAAGCAGUGAACCUCAACUCAGAGAUACUGCUACAGAAAGACACUGAGGAUAAUAGAUAAUAGCAGUGGUAAGGGAGAAAGGACUGACAUCCCACACCAUGCUUUCUGCUGAAGAAAGGAAUAGUGAUGGAGUGAGGAUAACAUGUAUUUACAACACAGGCUGGAGAAAAAAACUUCUAUUGUGAACUACCUGACAGAUUUUGAGCUAGCCCAGGAUUUGCUUUUUAUUAAGAAACC